CAUUUCAGUACUUUGUCUCUGUACUUUCCCUAAAGAAACAAAGAUAUUAUAUAUAGCAAAGAAGCAGAGGUUUGCAUGAGAAACAUAUACAGUCAUACUAUAAAUUGAUAGAGGAAUUUACAGGGCGUAACAUCACCGUCGGGUUCUGAUCAAAUGGGUUCUUCUUCGGGCCAGGGCAGCAAUUACGAUUUGUCAUUCAAAAUAUUGCUGAUCGGAGAUUCUGGGGUUGGCAAAAGCAGUCUUAUUCUCAGUUUCAUCUCUGCUUCUCCAGAGACCAUUGCCCCAACAAUUGGAGUGGAUAUUAAGAUCAAGCAUCUAACAGUUGGUGGGAAGAGACUAAAGCUCACAAUAUGGGACACUGCUGGACAGGAGAGGUUUAGAACGUUGACAAGCUCCUUCUACCGAGACGCCCAUGGCAUCAUGCUUGUGUAUGACGUGACGAGAAGAGAAACACUUACAAACUUGUCUGAUCUGUGGGCAAAAGAAGUUGAGCUCUACUCCACUACUCAAGACUGCGUUAAGAUGCUUGUGGGAAACAAACUUGAUCGUGAUUCAGAGAGAGCGGUAACAAAGGAGGAGGCAGUUGCUCUUGCUGGAGAGCUCGGAUGUCUGUUCAACGAAUGCAGUGCUAAAACUAGAGAAAAUGUCGAAAAAUGCUUUGAACAGCUUGCCUUAAAGAUACUGGAGGUUCCGAGUCUGAAAGACAAGCCCAAGGCCGAACCCGACCUGAUAGUCGAGCCCAAGCCCAAACCCAACGCACCUAGUCAGGGUUGCUGCUGCUAACUUGCUCGCUCUCUCUGCCUCGGUUCCGCUCCUCGGAACAAGAUGGAAAACCAUGUCUGUAUCUCCAAAAGAGACAGGCAAACUGUCCGACAAACAGAACAACCGAAUAAGUCAGCUUCUAGCAUGACCAAAUCGUGCAAGAUAUUAAUAGUAUACACAGCUUGCACAAAGUUUAUGUAUUUGAUGCUGGCCCUGCAUGCAUUUAAGUUCUAA
Messenger RNA from Syzygium oleosum, 996 nucleotides. RefSeq names its product ras-related protein RABC2a-like. Gene Ontology annotation, molecular function: GTP binding; GTPase activity. NCBI's taxonomy places the organism in Eukaryota, Viridiplantae, Streptophyta, Magnoliopsida, Myrtales, Myrtaceae. Bases 154 to 783 code for a protein of 209 amino acids. The transcript is spliced from 6 exons. The record is from RefSeq and is a predicted model, not a curated record.